AUGACCGAGUUGAUGACAACAUCCCUGCCCUCAACAGAGUCCACCCUGAAAAAGGGAGCCAUAUAUAACUGGAAUGGAUUCAAAAUAUGCUUUCCACCUCCCGAUCGAAUUCUUCUAACAAGCGUUAAUGUUACUCUAUUCAUCUGCCCGCUUGGGCUGGUGGUAAAUGGGAUUGUGCUCUGGUUCCUUGGCUUCCGCAUUAAGAGGAACCCCUUCUCUGUCUAUGUUCUCAACCUGGCUGCUGCUGACUUUGGCUUCCUCCUCUUCUUGGCUCUUUCCCGCAUAGUCUUUAGAUUGUGUUUAUUGAACUUUUCCAUGUCCUUGGAUUUGUUGCUGGCAUUCACGUUCAGUGCCAGCCUGUCCCUCCUAACAGUAAUCAGUGCAGAAAGGUGUGUGUCUGUUCUUUUCCCCAUCUGGUACCGAUGCCACCGCCCAAAGCACUUGUCUGCCAUUAUCUGUGCCUUGCUCUGGGCUCUCUCCGCCCUGCUCACUGGAGUGAGAUCAUAUGUUUGCUUUUCCGAUUCCAAUGAACAUUGUGAACAUGUGAUCCUACGACUGACUAGCAUAAAUUUCCUUAUAUUCACGCCCAUCACAGUUCUGUCAAGUCUGAUCCUCAUCAUUAAGGUCCGACAAAGCUCCCUGCGACACCAGCCAAGAAAGCUCUACAUUGUUAUCUUGCUCAACGUCCUUUUCUUCCUCCUCUUAGUUGUUCCCUUCAGUAUUGUCGCCUUCUUCCGAGAAUUUAUUAAUUAUGACUAUUUUAUUAAUUCCAUAUUAAUGCUGGCCUCUAUCAACAGCAGCAUUAACCCAGUUAUUUACUACCUUGUUGGGAGCUAUAGGAAUCAACAAUUUAGGGGAUCAGUAAAAAAGGCACUCCAGAGCGUUUUUAAAGAGGAGGCAGAUAACAGAGAUGAAAGGGAUAGUGCUACUUAA
Pelodiscus sinensis (Chinese soft-shelled turtle) is the source of this 933-nucleotide messenger RNA. Lineage: Eukaryota; Metazoa; Chordata; Testudines; Trionychidae. The record is from RefSeq and is a predicted model, not a curated record.